CUCCACUGUGGCAUGGGUAAGGUCUUAUUUGCAGGGUCAAUGUCAGUGUGUGAGGGUCGGGGAAGAGUGUUCGGGCUGGCAUGAGGUAAAUAGAGGCGUUCAUCAAGGUUCGCUCUUGGGUCCUCUGCUGUUCAGCAUCUACAUAAAUGACGUGACUACUACUUUACUAACUUCUAAAUACCACCUUUAUGCAGACGACCUACAAAUCUACAAACAUUUCAACAAAAUUUAUUUCAGCAUUGUGGUGGAGGAGGUCAAUGCUGACGUGGCCAGAGUUAUUGAAUGGUCUAGAAAUUAUGGACUCAAAAUUAAUGAGACAAAGUCAAAGAAUAUCUUAUCAAUAAAACUAUCCCUGCUCAUAUGAGUAGGACAUUUUUGUCUUAUAUACUGGAUUUCCGAUACAGUUUGGACCAUACACUCAUUGAAGUAGCUAUGGAAGAUAUGAUAGGUUCGUACCACAUUCAUAAAGCAUUGGGGAUAGCUUUUCCACACCAACUAGUUAAGAUGAUUGGGGAUCGUCUCUUUGGCUCUGGUAUAGCUGAAAGUGCCCUUAUGUAUGCUGAAGUCUCAAACCAACCAGUAUAUAUGUAUAGAUUUGGCUAUAUUGGCAGCAGGAGUUUGAUCAAACAUUUCAAUCUCAGUAAAAUCGAUGAACUUGAAGCAUCACAUGGAGAGGAUUGUCAUUAUAUUCUUGAUUUGGAUGACUCUACAGUUGAAUCUGAGGAUGAUUUGAUAAUGUCUGAGAAAAUGACUCGAAUGUGGGGCGAAUUCGUUUCAAACAGUAUACACAAACUUGAAGAACAUAUAUUCCUGGCAGAUAUGCGUGAGAAAUUGCCUAGACUUUCAUACAUUGAAAUAGAAUCACCGAGCCGCAUGUAUGUUACAAGCACUGAAAAUAUGUCAAACAUGCUAUAUUGGCGAGAAUAUUUACUACGAGAAAUAGCAACCAUUGGAAAAAAAGAUGAAUCCAGUAGCAGUGCAUUGAAACUUAGUUAUUUUCCAUUAAUAGUGAUAUCAUUUUUUGUUGGGCUUUUGGUUUGGAAGUAUUUCUUGCAAGUAGUUCAUAAAUACCUAUUAGUUAUUAUUGUGAAGAUUCAUCAUGUACUAUGGAGAAAACAUCAUAGUUGACUGACACUUCCACUUCAUAUUUUAAGGCUGUGCAAUAACUCACUGAAAGUUAUUUUUGGUCAUUUUUAGUAAAUUGAAUAACUUUCUCAAAAAUUGAUAUUUUCAGAAUUUUUUUUUAAGAUCAACAAUAAAAUAAAGAAUCCUCCAUCUUCCAAAUCUCAAGGAUUCAUCUCUUACUGAACUUGAAAUGCUCUGUUCAAAAAAUUUAAAUUUUAGGCACUCAUAUCUCAAAAAGUAAUGAUUGGAAAAAAAUGUUCUCCUGUAUGAGAAAGAUUUUUCAUUUUGAUACCUUGAUGAUAUACAAAUCGAGAAAUUUUGAAUAAUAUCACCAGUAGAAAGUUCAUUUUUAGCCUUUGCACAUGUUGUUGCAUGAUGAACCGAAAGAUUUAGAACUUAUAGAACACUGGAUUAUUUAUGUAUUGGAGGUCCGCCGCAAAGUAGACCCACGUUAAUCCAUGAAAAGCGACCCACGCCGUGGGAUGUUUUGUAAACCAUUGCUAUAGAAUUAUCCAUAAUCAAUCAGCUGAGAAGUGGAUUAUUCAUUGAAUGUAUUACACAGAUGUCUAGAGAAGCCUAGCAAUGGUUUUUUCCCACAGAUACCUUUAAAAGUGACCAUUCCUGCACUGAUUACAGAACGCAAAGAAAAGAAUCACUUUUCCGCACUAGUGCGCAGAGUGAUUACUUUGCAUACUCCAGAUUUGCAACAUGGCAACACAAAAUACUUAGAGGGUUAUAUGAAGGAUUAGUGCACGAAAACAAAAAUUAAGUUUGUAACAAUGACUGUGGUUAAAUUUAGAUAAGAAUAAUUUCAAAGGCUACCCUACAUUUAUGAUAAAAUCCCAAUCUAGAAAUACAAGAAUAAUGAUCAUCUAAAUCAUAAUUAGAUAAUCAUCAUUUAAUAAUAAAUAAUAGUUAUAUUUAUUGAUAAUUAUUAUUUCAACUGCAAGCAAUGGAAAAAGUAGCAAAUAUACAUUAUGAAAUUCGAAUCUUAAGGUUAAAUGAUUACUGUUUGAUAUCCAUAUAAAUAAAAAUAAUAAAAAACAUAAGAAUACUACAAUGAAUAUUCUCUGUUGUCUAUGUUUUUCAGUUUACUUUGAGCAUUUUUCUCGGUAAUUUGAGCAAAAGUCUGAAUCUCUGAAUCCUGUUCCAGUACUUUUUAGCUGGAUGAAACAAACUUAGGUACGAUUCUUCCCGCUAGGUCAUGCGCUUGUCAGUUCAGCCAUCUUGAAGCCAUCCCAAUCAGCUGUUGGUGUGUAUUUUGAAUGCAAAUUUCUUGUUCCAUCUGUAUUUUUUCUGAUUCUUGAAUGAAUAAAAAUGAGAACUUUGGCUGAGAAUUUUCAACUUCAAUUGGAUUAUCAAUUUUUAAAUGAAUUAAGGUUGUUAUUAAUAAUAGCAUCACACACACACACACACACACACACAAACAUUUGAUGGAUUUCAACCAUCAUUUUACCGGUAAUUACCCACUUUUCAUAUUCAAUGGUAACUGUAGGAAAAAUUUAAUGUGAAAUAUGUGCGCAAAGUUCUGCUGCACUCAAGAAACCAUUCCACCCUCGCCUAUGGCUCAUGCGUAAAUGUUUCUUUCGGUGCAGCAAACUGUCACUUUGCGCACUAGUUGCACAAAUAACUAAUUAAAAAACAUCCCACAGCGUGGAUUGCUUUUCGUGGAUUAGCGUGGGUCUACUUUGCGGCGGGCCUAAGCCAGCUGCUAGAGCAUUACCACCACUGAUUCGCGGUAUCCACAGUCAGAUAGGCUCAUAAAAACUGAUGUGCCUGAUCAAAUAAAUUCUUAUUCAUAGCUUCUUGGAAGAAAACAGAGUUUUUGUGUCAAAUUAUAAAAAUACUCAAUGGGACCCAGGAAUUAUCAGAUUGCAACUAUUCCAUAAUAUUUCACAGAGCAUGUUUAUUUACACAAAUUAAACAAUAUCUUGUUAAGCCUUUAACCACGUAGAAUACUAAAAAAUCUUGCAAUCAUUGUAAAUCACAUUGUGAAAUUUUGUUCAACUAAUGAUUAACACACUGGCUGAGAAUAUUAUGAUUCUACAUCAAUGUUGAAUCUUCAGUAAUUUAAUUUCCUCGUAAUGAGAGUGAAUUCAAUUGAAUCAGACUGGUAACCUGGAAAAAACUUCGAGUCUGGGACCAAAUUUGAACAAAAAAUACAUAAACAAAGCUACAGCAA
This is a messenger RNA of Nilaparvata lugens (brown planthopper), 3307 nucleotides long. RefSeq names its product esterase FE4. The transcript is spliced from 6 exons. The coding region runs from base 361 to 1128 and encodes 255 amino acids. The record is from RefSeq and is a predicted model, not a curated record. NCBI's taxonomy places the organism in Eukaryota, Metazoa, Arthropoda, Insecta, Hemiptera, Delphacidae.